CUGUGGGUGCUUAGGGUGCUUUGUUCUGGGGGUCAAGAGCAGAAUGAACCAGUAUUUGAGGGCUUGUUGCUAAAAGUAGGGUGAUCAUAAUUUUUCUGAGAAUAAAAAACAAAAAACAGACUAGCCUGGGAUGGCUCAAAUUGACCAGCCUGUGAGUCGAGAGCUGUGAACUCCCCUCACCAGUAAGGACACAACCAUUUCCUGUGACAGUUCAUCGGCAGGGCUGCCUGCUCUGAGCCAGGCUGCGAGGAAGGCACUUUGAAAAAGGCCAUCUCCUUCUGUCUCCCAGCAGCCUCGUGAGGUGAAUCAAGGAUCCAGCUUCCAAAAUGUGGCAGCUUUUGGCCUGUCUUAGCUGCCUGGUGGUGCUGGCCGGUGCCCAGAGCAGGCCGCCUUUCCAGCUGCUGUCCGAUGAGCUGGUGAACUAUGUUAACAAACGUAACACUACAUGGAAGGCUGGACACAACUUCCAUAAUGUGGACCCGAGCUACCUGAGGAGGCUGUGUGGCACCUUCCUGGGUGGGCCCAAGCUGCCCCAGAGGGUUUGGUUUGCGGAGAACAUGGUUCUGCCUGAAAACUUCGAUGCCCGGGAACAGUGGCCUAACUGCCCGACCAUCAAAGAGAUCCGAGACCAGGGCUCCUGCGGGUCCUGCUGGGCAUUUGGGGCCGUGGAAGCCAUUUCUGACCGGAUCUGUAUCCGCACCAACGGGCACGUCAAUGUGGAGGUGUCUGCUGAGGACAUGCUCACCUGCUGUGGCGACCAGUGUGGGGACGGCUGUAACGGGGGCUUUCCUGCUGAAGCUUGGAACUUCUGGACAAAACAAGGCCUGGUUUCCGGUGGUCUCUACGAAUCUCAUGUAGGCUGCAGACCCUACUCCAUUCCUCCCUGCGAGCACCACGUGAACGGCUCCCGGCCCCCAUGCACAGGGGAGGGGGAUACCCCCAAGUGCAGCAAGUUCUGCGAGCCCGGCUACACCCCGUCCUACAAAGAAGACAAGCACUAUGGAUGCAGUUCCUACAGCGUGUCCAGCAGCGAGAAGGAGAUCAUGGCGGAGAUCUACAAGAACGGCCCGGUGGAGGCGGCCUUCACCGUGUAUUCCGACUUCCUGCUGUACAAGUCUGGAGUAUACCAGCACGUCACUGGAGAGAUGAUGGGGGGCCAUGCUGUCCGCAUCCUGGGCUGGGGAGUGGAGAACGGCACGCCCUACUGGCUGGUUGGCAACUCCUGGAACACGGACUGGGGCGACAAUGGUUUCUUUAAAAUCCUCAGAGGACGGGAUCACUGUGGAAUCGAAUCAGAAAUUGUGGCUGGGAUCCCAUGUACUGACCAGUACUGGAAAAAGAUCUAAUCUGCUAUGGGACUGGUCUUGCCAGCCCUGGGGCAGUGUUUCCCUAAAUACAGCCAGUUGGGCUGGUGAGGAGAUGGAGGGUAGGAAUGUCGUUUAUUCUUUUGAGUUCAGAUAAGAUAGAAGAGGUUUUAGACAGGCCCUGAAGGAUUGGGCCAAACCUCGUGUCUACCAUCAGAGCCCUCUUCCAAGGAGGCACAUCCAAGGCCUGGCUACCUCCCAGCCCGUUGGGUGGACUGCAGUCCCCAUGCACACUUAAACCAUGUGAGCUCCCGCUGCAAGUGAAGCAAGGCGUCCCCCCUACACUAGAGCUGUGCCCAGUGCCCUCCGCUCCAGCGCCUGCUGCAGCCGCCCCGGCCCCUCCCAGUCCACGCACACCAGGAAGCCAGCCCCAGACCUGGGGGGUUUGUUAGGUGCUCCAGACGAAUAGAAGGUGGAGUUCCUAACAAGACCAGCCCCACCAGUGGCGGUACUUUGAAGCAAGUAGCUCGCUAGAUUUGGCCUAGGUUGAAAAGAAAACCAAUGGGGCGGCCCUUGGGAGAAAGCCAUUCCCCCAGGGCCCCUGCAUCUCUUGAGCUUUGCAGUAUUGCUGCGAAGACCCUCUCUGGCCUUGUCCUUGGAGUGAUUCCUUUUUAAAUACACGUUUCAUUUUGUGUGCACCUCAGCUGAUCAUAUGAAUGAAAAGAGGAACAGUUGGAAGCUGUCCCGGCUUCACAGACUGUCUCCCUCCAACAAAAUCCCAGGUGGUCAUGACCUGACUGGCUACCAGCCUAAUACAGUGAAACUCAUUUGGGAGAAACCAACUUCAACUAUGUAAAAAUCACUGCUUCACUCUGUUAAUUUAACAAGGAAAGGAAUGACUGUGCCAAUAAAACGUUUUCUCCCUUAA
Messenger RNA from Ailuropoda melanoleuca (giant panda), 2232 nucleotides. It is a transcript of the gene CTSB, whose product is annotated as cathepsin B. Gene Ontology annotation, biological process: proteolysis; regulation of catalytic activity. Bases 327 to 1346 code for a protein of 339 amino acids. The transcript is spliced from 10 exons. The record is from RefSeq and is a predicted model, not a curated record. NCBI's taxonomy places the organism in Eukaryota, Metazoa, Chordata, Mammalia, Carnivora, Ursidae. Gene Ontology annotation, molecular function: cysteine-type endopeptidase activity.